This is a messenger RNA of Pyrus x bretschneideri (Chinese white pear), 1301 nucleotides long. Its product is annotated as cinnamoyl-CoA reductase-like SNL6. Bases 41 to 1081 code for a protein of 346 amino acids. Gene Ontology annotation, molecular function: 3-beta-hydroxy-Delta5-steroid dehydrogenase (NAD+) activity. NCBI's taxonomy places the organism in Eukaryota, Viridiplantae, Streptophyta, Magnoliopsida, Rosales, Rosaceae. Gene Ontology annotation, biological process: steroid biosynthetic process. The record is from RefSeq and is a predicted model, not a curated record. The transcript is spliced from 5 exons.
GAAACUUUAGAGAGAGAGAGAGAGAGAGAGAGAGAGAGAGAUGGCAAUGGAAGAAAUGGAAGUCCCAAAACAUUUGAUGUCCUCUUCGGGGGAGGAACAUAAAAUUUGUGUCAAAAAUGCAUUCAGCUGCAGUUUAGAUGCAAGAGAUAGGAGGCUGGUUUGUGUGACCAGUGGGAAUUCUCACUUGGGUUCUCACAUAGUUAGAGCACUAUUGGCCCGGGGUUAUUUGGUCCGAGUAACCAUUCAAAAUGAAGUGGAUUUUGAGGACAUGAAGAAGCUAAUGAGAGGUGAAGAGAUAAGCCAGUUGGAGUGCGUGGUUGUGGCAAAGAUGGGUGAUUUGGAUAAUCUCUGCGAUGCCUUUAGAGGUUGCCAUGCAAUUUUUCACACCUCCUCUUUUAUUGAUCCACAUGGUACCUCUGGUUAUUCAGAAAAAAUGGCAUUUCUUGAAACUGAAGGGGCAAGAAAUGUAAUUGAAGCUUGUGGGAGGGCAGCAUAUGCAAAGAGAUGCAUCUUCACUUCAUCUCUCCUUGCUGCCAUCUGGACAGGUGAAAACUAUGAAGAAAAGAAGAUCAUUGAUGAGUAUAGCUGGACCAAUGUGGAAUUCUGCAGAGAAAACAAGCUUUGGUUAGCCCUAGGAAAGACCACAGCAGAGAUGGCUUGUUGGAGGAAGUCCAAGGAAAUGAAGGUCAAUCUUGUUACUGUGUGCCCUGGCCUCCUAAUGGAUGCAUCUCAUCCAAAUGCUCACAUAUCCACUUCCAUACCAUAUCUCAAAGGUGGCAGGACAAUGCUCAAACACGGUCGCCUGGCUGUGGAUGACGUGAAGAAGGCGGCUAAGGCGCAUGUCUGCGUUUACGAAGCGAUGGACCAUGGCGCCAGCGGGCGAUACCUCAGCUUUGGGAAGGUUGUAACAAAAAUGGCUGAAGCCAUUGAGUUAGAGAAUGGAUUGAAGAUUCAUGGGUUGUUAUCAGGAGAAGGACUUGAGGACUUGGGUGAAGAAACAGAUGAAGAACUACAAAGCAUGCUUAGUAAUGCAAAGCUUGCCAGAUUGAUUGGAGCUUCACAAAAGUUGUCUUGCAAGUAGUGGAGGCACAUGGCUGCAUCAUGAGAGAGAGAGAGAGAGAGCUAAAACAAAAUUAUUGCUCCUUGGUCCUUGAUAAUUGAGUACCCUUCGUUAUACUGUGAAAGCAUUUUUGUUUUUUUUUUCUUUCUUUCUUAUUUUUGAUUGGAUGGAUGGGAUACUUUGUGCAAGACUAGCCAUCCCAUUUGUUGCAAGUAAUUGCAAAGGUAGUGCUAUCCACACA